CAGGCUCUCGUCGCACACUGUGCGGUGCCCUUUAACUGAAAUUGUAGCAAAGCCGAACGAAACCCAAUGCAGAAUGGGUAAUCUUCCUCUGCUAUCUUUUGUUAUGACCCUGUUCUUAUAUUCAUCUUUCAAUAUCUCAUCGGCUGUUGAUUUCUUAACCCCUUCUCAAACCCUCAGCGAUGGCAACACCCUGGUCUCGGAAAAUGGGUAUUUCGAGAUGGGUUUCUUCAGUCCUGGAAAUCCCAUGAAUCGUUACUUGGGAAUUUGGUACAAAAUCAUCCCGAUUCCCACUGUGAUUUGGGUCGCCAAUCGAGAAGCCCCGAUCAAGGAUCUUCAUGGUGUUCUAAGAAUCAACACCACAGCCAGUGAAAUCACUCUCACCCAGAAUGAUGAUCUUGUUGUUUGGUCAGCAAAAUCGUUAAAACCAGUGGAAAAUCCCAGACUGCAACUCCUGGAUUCUGGGAAUUUGGUCCUGAAAAAUGGGAACUCGGAGGUGUUCUUAUGGGAAAGCUUUGAUUAUCCAACGGAUACAUUGUUGCCAGGAAUGAAGCUGGGAUGGGAUUAUAAAACUGGCUUGAACAGAAGAUUAUCCGCUUGGAAAAACUGGGACGACCCAUCUCCUGGAACAUUGACCAUGGAAAUGGAGAAUCAUAGCUACCCAGAACCCGCCAUGUGGAAUGGUACUCAAGAGUUCAUGAGAUCCGGACCUUGGAAUGGGAUUCGAUACAGCGCCAAACCCUUCACCGCUUUCCCAAUUUUCGUCUUCCAUUACACGAAGAACAAAGAUGAGGUUUAUUACAGCUACCAGUUGAUUAAUCAAUCAAUGAUUGGAAGAAUGGUGUUGAAUCAAUCCAAGUUCAAGAGAGAGGCUCUGUUGUGGUCGGAAGCUGAGAAGAACUGGAAGGUAUACGCCUCAAUACCGAGGGAGUACUGCGAUACGUACAAUUUUUGUGGUGCUUUUGGGAGCUGCAACAUUGAGAGCAUGCCUUCUUGUAAAUGUUUAAAAGGGUUUAAGCCAAAGGUGCCUGAGAGAUGGAAUUUGAUGGAUUAUACAGAAGGGUGUGUUAGAAAUAGGCCUCUUAAUUGCUUGGAUGAAGUGGGGUUUGCUAAGUUUGUGGGGAUGAAAUUGCCUGACACUAAAUUUUCUUGGGUUAAUGAAAGCAUGAGGUUAGAUGAGUGCAGGGAGAUGUGCUUGAGGAAUUGUUCUUGUAUGGCGUUUGCUAAUACUGAUAUUAGAGGAUCAGGCAGUGGUUGUGUCAUUUGGGUUGGUGAGCUUGUUGAUAUUCCUGUGAUUCUUAAAGGUGGACAAGAUUUGUAUGUUAAAGUACUUGCUUCUGAGUUAGAGACAAAGAAGAAGAGCUCGUUGACCAUAGUUGUAGUUUUAGCUGCUGCUCUCAUUGUUGCUGCCCUGCUUUUGGUCGGAUUUUACGUUGUUCGAAGCAGGAAACAAGGUAAGAAGCUUGAAGUGCAAGAGGAAAGCAUGGAGCUUCCAUUAUAUGACUUAUCAACAAUAUCACAUUCGACAGACAAUUUCUCAAACUCCAACAAGCUUGGAGAAGGCGGUUUUGGUGCUGUCUUCUGGGGUAGGCUUCCAAACGGACAAGAAAUUGCAGUAAAAAGGCUGUCCAACCAGUCAAGACAGGGCAUGGAUGAGUUCAUGAAUGAAGUAAAACUUAUAGCCAAACUUCAGCACAGAAACCUUGUAAAGCUUCUGGGUUGCUGCAUUCAAGGGGAAGAAAAGAUGUUGGUCUAUGAAUACAUGCCUAAUAACAGCUUGGAUUCCUUCAUAUUUGAUUUGGCGGGAAGGAAGCUUUUGGAUUGGUCGAAGCGAUUCAACAUCAUAUGUGGAAUAGCGAGAGGGAUUCUUUACCUUCAUCAAGAUUCUAGAUUGAGGAUUAUACAUAGAGAUCUCAAACCGAGUAAUAUCUUGCUUGAUACUGAUAUGAUCCCGAAAAUCUCGGAUUUUGGAAUGGCUAGAACUUUUGGUGGCGAUCAGAUUGAAGGAAACACUAAGAGAGUAGUUGGAACGUACGGGUAUAUGGCACCGGAAUACGCUAUCAAUGGACAAUUUUCUAUCAAGUCUGAUGUAUUCAGCUUUGGGGUUUUAGUGUUGGAGAUUAUAAGUGGAGAGAAAAAUAAGGGGUUUCAUCGUUCAAAUCACGCUCUCAAUCUUAUUGGUCAUGUAUGGAGAUUAUGGAAGGAAGGAAGACCAUUAGAGUUUAUUGAUACAUCCAUUACGAACUUGUACGCUCCAUCUGAAGUAUUGCGAUGCAUCCAUAUUAGCCUUCUGUGCUUGCAAAAACAUCCCGAGGAUAGACCGACUAUGUCAAAUGUGGUUCUAAUGCUAAGUAGUGAUGGUGCGUUGGUGCAACCGAAACAACCUGGAUUAUACGUUGAAGGAGACUCACUUGAAGCCCGUUCUUUUUCAAAUGAAAAUGAAUUUCUUACUACUAAUGAGUUAACUAUUACCCAUUUGGAGGCGAGAUAAGUGUGUAAAAAUUUGUAGAUAUUAUAGGUCGGACACUUUAUCAGUGUAAAUCAUGUUAAGCAAUUGAACAAGUCUAUGACUAAUUUUAGCUUA
Messenger RNA from Cucurbita moschata (crookneck pumpkin), 2581 nucleotides. RefSeq names its product G-type lectin S-receptor-like serine/threonine-protein kinase At4g27290. NCBI's taxonomy places the organism in Eukaryota, Viridiplantae, Streptophyta, Magnoliopsida, Cucurbitales, Cucurbitaceae. Gene Ontology annotation, molecular function: protein serine/threonine kinase activity; ATP binding. The coding region runs from base 74 to 2488 and encodes 804 amino acids. The record is from RefSeq and is a predicted model, not a curated record. The transcript is spliced from 7 exons. Gene Ontology annotation, biological process: recognition of pollen; protein phosphorylation.